AUUUAUAAUGAUUCGUCACGUCCACGCACCCUUCACGUUAACGUACUACAUAGACGAAUAUUUGACGAAGUUGCCGAAGCUGGUGCAGCUGUGGGAGGCGGAAGAGCGACCAAAGCCCACAUUCGUUGUAAUGAACACAGGAAACCACUGGAUGCGGUAUUUAGAAUCCACCUACCUGGAGAAGGGCGUGGAAACAGCUGGGAAAAUAUUCGAAAAACACCUGCAAAGUAUCGCACCUGUAAUUACCCGUCUCGCUCGCACAACACCUGUUAUCUUCAAAAUGCAAGAUGAUCUCCAGGUGGCUUAUAUCGAGGACCCAAAAGUGAAAUCCUUCACCGUCGACAACAUCCGCCAUUACAACGCCCUCUAUAAACAAACCCUGAAGAAUACCGGCGUCGUGUUUUGGGACAGCACGUUGCCUCUCUCCCGCGCAUACAACCAAGAAUGCCUCAGGAACCCAAGACACUUCAGGGACACGCUGUGGUGGAUGUGCAAGGAUGUGGUGCAUGUGGGGUAUAUUCUGGUGCGCCAGUAUGCGGAUAUGGUUCUCAAUGCUGCUUGUGGUCGAAGUAUGAGCGACUGCAGCUGAAACCGUCUCUUGCCUGACGUUUUCUACAGCCAGUAACCAUUUAUUAUCCUCUUACUUUA
Molecule: messenger RNA, 648 nt
Organism: Penaeus vannamei (Pacific white shrimp)
Lineage: Eukaryota; Metazoa; Arthropoda; Malacostraca; Decapoda; Penaeidae
Source: RefSeq, a predicted model, not a curated record